UGGAGGUGUCGUUUUUCUAGUACCAAGCUAGGAAAUUCAAGAUGAUCUUCAUCAUUCACUUAUGAUUAAGCAAAAGAUCAACCAAACCUCUUAUCAUAGCAUGUUACUUUUUGUCUUCCCCCUUUUCCCCUGAAGAUCAAAAGCCUGCAGUAGCAGCCAGCCGCAGCUAAAGAAGAAAGAUAAAAUUAGUCAAAUACACUACACUGCUCUGCUUAUCUCAUCAUAUGAACAGAGCCAUUUCUGAUUCUGACAGUGAUGAAGCAAGGAUCAAUCAACAACAAGCAACAGCACUUAUGGGCAACCAUGGUUAUGCGCAAAUGGCUUAACUUAGGAAGAAACGAGUCUGAUUACAGUGCUGACCCUGAUGAUGAUGAUACUGAGGAUGACCCUGAAAGUGAUUCAGACAUUGAAGAGUGUGGAAGACAGUUGCGGUUCGAGGACAUCAAAGAGGAUGAAGCUCUAGAUGAAUCAAAUGAUUUCCUUCCAAGGUUAAGGAGGCAAAAGUCAUUAACUUCCAGGUCUCAAUACAUAAACAAGAAAGAACUAAGAGUAAGUGUUGGAACAUGGAAUGUUGGAGGAAAACUUCCACCUGAUGAUCUUGAUAUUGAUGAUUGGCUAGGCAUUCAUGAUCCAGCUGAUAUCUAUGUCCUUGGUCUUCAAGAGAUUGUACCCUUAAAUGCUGGUAACAUUUUUGGUGCUGAGGACACUCGCCCUGUUCCAAAAUGGGAAAAUAUAAUCCGAGACACUCUGAAUAGAGUUCGAUCGAUAACACCAAAGAUGAAGUCCUUCAGUGAUCCUCCAUCUCCAUCAAAAUUUAAACCAUCAGAAGAUGUCCCUAACAUAGAAGAAGAAAUAUUUGAAAGUGAUAGUGACAUUGGUGAGGAAGUUCAUCCUUUGGAUGAAGAACACAACAAUGUCUAUGAUGGAACCUCAGAUAAACCAAUCACCAAUAGUUUACAAUCAUCAGAUGCUGCUGUUAUUGCCGACUCUGAAGUGCAAGUUAAACAUGUUCUACAGACACAGGUUUCUUAUCCCAAGAGUUUGAGUCGGCUAAAUUGUUUCCGCGAUGAAUAUUUAUCAGAAAACAUAGAAACACCACCUGCACAACCACAACUAUCUAGAAUGAUAAGUGGUUCUGAAAGGAUUGGUUUGUGUUGGCCAGAGCCACCACUACAUCUUCUACCACAGAGAGUGUUGGAGAGACCAACUUCUUUUAAAUCUUUCAAAUCCUUCAAUGCAUCAAAGUCUUUCAGAACAUGUCAAUCAUUCAGGCAAAACAUGGAUGACAUAGGUUUGCUCGGUGAGAUUGACCUUGGAGCUUUGAUGAAGAGGAAAAGAAGAUCAUCAUAUGUAAAGUUAGUGAGCAAGCAGAUGGUUGGGAUUUUCAUCACUGUAUGGGUUCGGCGCAGCUUGCGAAAACAUAUUCAGAAUUUGAAGGUGUCAACUGUUGGUGUUGGUGUUAUGGGCUAUAUUGGUAACAAGGGAUCAAUAUCUGUGAGCAUGUCCAUAUAUCAGACGCUUUUCUGUUUUAUAUGCACCCACCUUACGGCUGGUGAAAAGGAAGUAGAUGAACUAAAAAGAAACGCUGACAUUCGAGAAAUACAUCAAAGAACCCAUUUCUUUUCAGAUAUUGGACUUCCCAGAAGCAUCCUUGAUCAUGAGAGAAUAAUUUGGUUGGGUGACCUGAAUUACCGUAUCAACUUGUCAUAUGAGAAAACAAGAGAUCUUAUCUCAAAAAAGCAGUGGUCAAAAUUGAUUGAGAAAGAUCAGCUUAUCAAAGAAAUCCAUAAGGGUGUAUUUGAAGGAUGGUCAGAAGGAGUUUUAAACUUCGCACCAACUUACAAGUAUGUGACUAACUCAGAGAAGUACUAUGGAGAGGAUCCAAAGGUUGGGAGGCGUACACCAGCAUGGUGUGAUCGUGUUCUUUCAUAUGGCAAUGGAAUGAAAUUACUUUGUUAUGGAAGGAAUGAGCUUAAUUUUUCAGACCACAGACCUGUGACCGCCACCUAUUUGGCCGAGGUUGAGGUGUUCUCUCCAAGGAAGCUACAGAGAGCACUUACUUUCACCGAUGCAGAGAUUGAAAAUGAAGAAAUCAUGACAAAUUUUGGCACUUGGAACUAAGCUGCAUAAUCUGAACAGUGCAGGGUAUGAGUUCUGAAUGAUGUAUUAUACUUACUGAGUUGAAGGAGCAACAAUGACAGCUAUUUCAAUUGCUCAAGUUCACAUUGUCAUUACUAAGUAUUAAAUAUCUUCAUUUGAUUUUUCUUUUUUGAUGUCAAAACUUGUAGAUAAAAGAGUUGUAUAACUUGGGUAUAAGGUGUCUUGUGAAUAGGAUUUAAAGCUAGUUGAUAGAUUGCCGCUGUAUAUUUUUAAUGUUGUGGUGUGAUUUGCAUUUCAAGACCUUUCAUGGGAAGCUUUCUGCAUGAUUGUAGAAAUAAAUGGAAGGCAUAUUUGCCUAGAUGGUUGGUUCUCAA
This is a messenger RNA of Lotus japonicus, 2474 nucleotides long. Its product is annotated as type IV inositol polyphosphate 5-phosphatase 3-like. The transcript has 12 exons. Gene Ontology annotation, molecular function: phosphatidylinositol-3,4,5-trisphosphate 5-phosphatase activity; phosphatidylinositol-4,5-bisphosphate 5-phosphatase activity; inositol-polyphosphate 5-phosphatase activity. Gene Ontology annotation, biological process: phosphatidylinositol dephosphorylation. The record is from RefSeq and is a predicted model, not a curated record. Lineage: Eukaryota; Viridiplantae; Streptophyta; Magnoliopsida; Fabales; Fabaceae. Bases 256 to 2121 code for a protein of 621 amino acids.